Trichoplusia ni (cabbage looper) is the source of this 2672-nucleotide messenger RNA. RefSeq lists its product as uncharacterized. The coding region runs from base 737 to 2404 and encodes 555 amino acids. Lineage: Eukaryota; Metazoa; Arthropoda; Insecta; Lepidoptera; Noctuidae. The record is from RefSeq and is a predicted model, not a curated record. The transcript has 10 exons.
UCCGAUAGGUUUAAAACUUACUAUGAAUGAAUUUGACAUUAUUAUAGGCAUAAUAUAAGUUUAACUAGGAACUUUUUAGAGCAAUUUUCUAUAAAAAAUCGAUAUGAGUACGAUCGGUCUACGUUAUAGCUCGACAGUCGAUUACAAUCUUACGGACAGACUAUAAAACCAUAUUUUUGCUACUUUUCCUUAGACAUGCGAAUACAUGGAGCUACGCAUCGAAAGAGAUAGGGGAGGAAAGAGUUUAAAUAAUGUUUUUAGCAACAAAAAUAUACUACUGACUUCAACGAAUUAAAUCAACAAUAUCCUAACAUCCGGGCUAAUAUUUGGACAUGAUCAAAUAAGAUAGCUAUCCAGGUAAACCGUAAAGUAAAAAAAAACGACAGCUAUUUCAUGUUAAUUGAAAACAGAAUCAACAAGUUCGGUUCAUCCCGUCCGAAAUACAGACGUAUUGAUCGAUUGGAGAUGCUCCUUUACAACAAUAUUUAUUUCCAUCAAUAUUGGGCAGUGAUCCGUUCACGUCGUAGAGGCGGUUUAUGCGGUUGAACCAUAGAAACUUGGCAAACAACGCUAACAAAUCACCUGAAAGUGGCUGUAAGCAAACAAACCAGCCCGCACCUCAUCACAUCACGACACCUAACAUCCUCCCCUAAAAUGCCGCCUCUACCAUUCUUCACUCCACAUUCGCACACUCGCACAUGCUUGCCCGCCUCGCUUGCGGCCGGCACUCGAGUGCAUGGCGCUGACGAGUGCGGUCGCCAACGCUGCUGCCGCCGCCGCCGCGGCCGGCGCAGGCAAGAAGGCCGCGCAGGUCCAGUUGCAGGCAGAGCUCAACACUGAUGAUGAUUGGAACAAGUUCCUCACCAGAGAUGGAUUGCUUGUUGUGGACGUGUACUCGGAGUGGUGUGGACCUUGUAUUGGGAUGGUGGGAAACCUGAAGAAGAUCAAAGUGGAACUGGGAGGAGACAACCUUCAUCUGGCCGUGGCUAAAUCAGACACUAUAGAAUGUCUGAAGCGGUUCAGGAAGCGGAGUCAGCCUACUUGGAUGUUCAUAGCAUCAGGACAACUCCUGAACGUGGUAUUUGGAGCGGACGCGCCCCGCAUCGCACGCACCAUCGAACAAGAGCUGAAGAAUGAGGAGCUCGCCAAGAAGGGGGAACUCGAGCGACCGAAGAGGGCGCCACAUGAGCUCACCACUCCUGAACAGGAGGUGGCCACAGCCCAAGAGAAGAUAGAACAGGAAAAGCGAGAGAAGGAGGCGGCGGCAAUAGAGGCGGCGCGGUACGAGCGGCGCGAGGCGCGCGCGCGGCGCCUGGAGAUGCACUUCGCGGACAUCUGCCCCGCGCUCAUGCUGCCGCACGCGCAGAAGAACUUGAGGAAGGUCACCGAUACUAUCGAAUCGUUUGGUAUAAUUUUAGCAGACAAGUGUCCAAUUGUAGUGGGCAAGGAAGGCGCCAAGAUCUUAGCUGUGGAAGAGCCGGAGCUCGGGGAGCCAGCUGCUGCAGCGGCCAUCAUAGAGAGACCCUCGCUGGCACUGCUGUUCAAGAAAAUGCCUGAUAAAGAAGGAGAUAUCAUCGAAAUUACCCGGCGAGCGCUAUGCGGCGACCACUUGGAUGAAGAUGACGAGGCUCGCAAGAAGCUCCCGUGCACGGAACUGCGGGAUGGUAACGUUAUCGGUCUAUUUGUUCCUGCUGACCGGCAUCAAAGAGCUGCGGUCCUGGAUGUGCUAUUCCCGAAGAUGGUAGGCGCAGUAGUAGAGCCGCCGGUCCCGGCCGAGCCCCCUCACAUCGCCAUAAUGUUCGGCGCGUGGCAGCGGCGCGCGGUCCUCAGCAUGGCGGGGCUGCCGCGCGUGGCGCCGCGGCUGCUGCGCUACGGGUUCUACGCGGACGCCAGCGUCGACGAGCCCAAGCUGCUGUGCAAGAACAUCGACCAGUACGAGCUGAGACCCGAGAAAGAUUUCUGCGAGACUAUAGUCUUGAUGAUAGCAAUGGGCCUGGCAGAACCAGAAUUAGCUGAACCCGAGGACAUGUUCCCGGACGGGCCACCCGAGGAGCUGCUGACGCUGGGCGCGCUACACAUCAGCGCGGACGCCGUGGUGGGCAAGGAGGAGUGCGCGCGUUUCUUCCCGCCCGGGUACAGCGAGCCCGAGCGGAAGCCCCGGCCCAAGGGGAAGAAGAAGAAGAAGAGACGUCACGACAAGGACGAAAACGCAGAAGAAUCAGCAGAACGUACACAAAGCACAGAGAACCCUGAAGCCGAACCCAACGGAGACACCGAGAACGGUGACGAAGGUGAUGAGAAUGGUGACACCGAGGAGAAUGGGGACGAGAAUGGUGAUGACGAGGACAACGAGGAACAUACCGCUGAUAAGGCGACUUCACCACCACCGCUUACACCACAUUAAAGUAUCAUAGACGAGGAUUUUUAAGAAAUUACGUCUAGUCGAUUUGUAGCUUUGUAGGAGGAAGAGAAUAGAUACACGGAAAGGGACAAAGAUGGACGCUUUAAGCAAUCAUUUUGGAGACUUUCAGCAGCAAGAUCAUACUCGUAUAUAUUUUAGCUAGCGUUGUAGAUCGAUUAAAAUAUUUUAAAGAUAGAAAGACCAUAAAAUUCUGCUUUAAUGAAAAAUUGCUAUAAUAAUAUAUUUAUAAAUAAAACACAACAUAAUAUUC